GUGUUGACGUUUCGUGACGCAAUCACUGCGCAACACCGGAAACAAAUAGAUUCUUCUCGGAUACAGAUGCAUCAGCUGAAAACAAACGAAUAAAAGAGCUCGAAAGAAUCAAGAGCCCUUGAAUGGAAGUGGCGAGGGCCCGAGAAAUGGGUCCCGAGAGAAUCUUACCGAACUCCGAGGAGGAUGUGGUGCAGGACCGGCCUUUAGACGCUGCCGUGCCGGAGGAGUGGAGCGGAGAGGACAUGGAGGAGGAGGAGGAUGAAGGAGGUGCUGGAGAUCAGGACAGCGCUGGAUAUUAUUAUCAGCCUCUGAAUCAAGACCCAGACGGGGUGAACGGCUCGCACACAGAGCCAGCCGAUGAGGGCACCACUGCAGAACAGCUGCAGGACGUCCAGGAGAGAAUAGAGGCCAUGGGUCUGUUCCUGCCCCAUCCUCCUCCUCCUGACAGCGAUGAAGAAGAGGAUCCUGAAGGAGCUGCUGCUCGCAGGAGUCACGCGUCCAUUCCCAUGGAUGAAGAUCACGUUGAACUGGUCAAGAGGACCAUGGCGGCUAUCAAUUUGCCGACACUGGGAAUCCCAGCCUGGGCCCGGGAAAUCUCUGACGACCAAUGGAAGGACAUGGUGCAGCAGACGCUUCAGUCCAGACAGAGCUCUGCAGGCCUGAGACUGGAACACAAUUAAAACAUGAGCCCGAUGUGCUCGUCUCAAACCCAUCAAAAAGGCACAUUUAUACAAACUGCGUGUGGAUGAAAAGACAUGGAAAUAUUAAAGCAUAGGUCUUGAACUGGAUUCCUGGAGGGCCGCUGCUCUGCAUAGUUUUGCUCCAACCAUAAUUAAACACAGCUGUUGUAACUAAUGAAGGUGUUCAAGAUUACUGAUUAAGCAGGUGUGAGUUGGAGAUGGUUGGUGCAAAACUAUGCAGAGCUGCGGCCCUUCAGGAAUUGAGUUUGAGACCACUGUCUUAAAGGAGCACACCACUGUUUUGGAAACAUUUCCCCAAGAGCAGGGGUGCCCAAACUCAGUCCUGGAGGGCCGGUGUCCUGCAUAUUUUAGUUCCAACCCCAAUUAAACACACCUGAAGCAGCUAAUCAAGCUCUUUGUAGGUAUACUAAAACGUUCCAGGCAGGUGUGUUAAAGGAAGUUGGAGCUAAACUAUGCAGGAAACCAGCCCUCCAGGACCAAGUUUGGACACCCCUGCUCAAGAGUUAAGAUAUUAACUCCAUCAAGCUGAUCUCUGGAUGUGGCGGGAGCCCUUUUAGCUUAGCAUAGAUCAUUGAAUCGGAUUAGACCGUUAGCAUCUUGCUCAAAUUAAUAUGAAAAGUUCAAAUAAUUAUCCACAUUAAAGCAUGAAUCUUAUGUAGUAACAUUACAAGUCAAGCUUUAAAUGGGAAAAUGAUCAAAGCUCAUUUUUGAGAGAUGUGCUAAUGGUCUAAUCCGAUUCAAUGAAUUAUGCUAAGCUAAGCUAAAAGUAAAUGGAUUUAAAAAUGGUAAAACUUGACUGUUUAACUUUUGGGGAGCUGUAAAAUGAGGCCAAAAAAGUUGAGUGUUUCUUUAAUAGUCAAGCUUUUAAUCGUUUUGAACCAUUGAUUGGGUAAGAAAUGUCUGGAAAACACCCUUGACGUAUUUCAGCCUCGUCCCAAACAGUUUUGUUAAUUAUUCGGUGUAUGUUUUUUUUUUGUGGGGGUAAAGUGAAGCUAGGUAAGGUUAAAGUGUUUUGCUUUUAAAUUAACAUCGCAUCCCAGUUAUGUUAUAUAAGAUUCCUAUUGUGCAAUAAGUGACUUCCCCCUCAUGCAUUUCACACAGCUUGAGCAAAGCAAACCUCCCAUCACGUCUUUUUGUGUUUCUCUCUUUAUUUUUGUUCUGUACAUACAUGAACAUCUGUACAAAAUAUGACUUUCAUACUAUGUAAUGCUCAACCUAAUUAAAGUACAACAUAUGUACAUAUGACCUG
Messenger RNA from Danio rerio (zebrafish), 1950 nucleotides. The record is from RefSeq and is a predicted model, not a curated record. NCBI's taxonomy places the organism in Eukaryota, Metazoa, Chordata, Actinopteri, Cypriniformes, Danionidae.